Molecule: messenger RNA, 7173 nt
Organism: Brassica rapa (field mustard)
Lineage: Eukaryota; Viridiplantae; Streptophyta; Magnoliopsida; Brassicales; Brassicaceae
Product: basic leucine zipper 43
Biological process (GO): regulation of DNA-templated transcription
Molecular function (GO): DNA-binding transcription factor activity
Source: RefSeq, a predicted model, not a curated record
CGUUUGUUUUAGAUUAAUUUAGCUUCCACGUUUUUUUUAAUAUUUACAUAAGUUGACUCACAUCUAUGCAGACAAGUGCAUUCACAUGUGUGCCUGAUCAAUUAUGUAUUGUUUUAACUAGAUACAUAAUUUUGUCUUUAUGCCAACAUAUAUAAUAUGGAAUCCCUACUGUUACUACCACAGAGCUAGAGACGUGAUUUUGGCGAAUGAGAAUCAGAUUAAAUUCACUUUAAACGCAUUGGAAAAUCUUUACGUUAUAGAAAUAUGCAUAUAUCCAAUAUUCUUUGUGUGGAGGAGAUGGAUUCUUACCGGCCGCCUAAGGAAAUCUAUAACCACAUAAUAACAAAAGAACAGCCACACAUAAUAACAAAAGAGCACAAACAUAUUCUCAGUCAUAUUCUCAAUCAAUAGAUUUUUUUACAAUUAGAUCACAUGUUGGAAUAACAUUAUAUAAGUAUUUUCUUUAUGUAGAUGGAUUCGAGAUUUUAUAUAUAUCAAGAUAUGUAGGUAUAUAUAUGUGCACGCAUUAUAAUAUGACUGAGAAUAUGUUUGUGCUCAUCUAAAAAUGGGGAGGCAUGAUUGAUCAUAAGGCAUUAUAAAUUUGGGAGAUGGUCACUUUUCGGAUUUACCAAAUGGGAAUUGAUUUGCCUAGUGAUAAACAGGAAUAUAAAUGGAUAUAUUCUAUAGAAUACAAAUUACAUAUAGUAAAAAUAAUUUAUUCAGAAAACAAUACAUUUCGACUAGAAGAUUUCAAUCUGAAAAAUCUACAAAAUUAUAUAUACCAAAUAUCUACUAUAGGUCAUCGAUUAUUCAAAAUCAGAAUUCACAUUUGUACCCUAAUAUGUCGUACAAUAUAACGAGUAGACUCUAAGGAUCAAUUAGUUCUCGCGAAAAUUGUAGAAAAUACAUUUCUUUUGUAUUUUGAGUGCAAAGUUUUAUAUAGUUUUCACUAAAUAUAGUAUGGAGUAAAGUAAAUCUCUAUAUUUUCUUCUAAAAGUUAAUACUUUUUCUGAACACUGUAACUUAAAGUUAAUACUAAUUUGAUAAAUUUCAUGUUUUUGUGGAAACAAGUUUGGUCUUUAAUUUCAUAUUAUAUGUGUAUAAAAAAUUAGAACGAUGUUUAUAAUAAAAUGAAUUAGCCUUCAUUAGCGCAUCUCCAACCCUACUCUAUUUUUUCCUGUAAAUUAGAGUUUAGAGUAAAAAUACUCUAAUAUUACUCUAUUUUCUACUGCAUAAUAGUGUAAACCUAUUUUUUAUUCUAUAUAUAGAGUAAUUUUUUUAUUUUUUGUUCAUCACUCUAUUUUCACUCUAAAAUAGAGUACUAUUAGAGCAACAUCCAACUCUUUUAUAGAGUUACUCUAUUUUAGAGGAAAAAUAAAAUAAAUCAUUAGAGAUGAUCUUAAAAUCUGAAAUCCCGUAAAAUGGAGACUCUACACAUUGUGCUUUGACAUUUGCUGACGCCAGUUAGUAGAAGUUAGGUUCAAAAGUGCCAAUGAUAUAUUUCAUUGAUUAACAUCUAACCUUUUGUUUAUUUUGGUAUGGUGGCUUCAUGUGGCUCUCCUUAAUCGUAGAUAUAAUUAAAUGAUAAUUCUGUCGUGAUUUCUUAAUUUAUUACUAUUAAUUAUAACUUCUUAACAUCGUAUAUUUAUGGUUUAACACAACUGUUUGGAAUAACAUAAGCUGCAUUUUACAUUUUUAAUGAGUCUUUUAUUCCCAAUGGUUAAUUCUUAAAUGUUAAAAUACAUUAUAAAAUAUACUAUUCGAAAAUUUUAAUUAGUAGAUUACAUAUUUCUUGGCUCCCUUUUCUGGAAAAAAGUAUAUUAUUUGCUGAUAAUUCUAACACUGUAAUACACUAAUACAGAUUUCAGCAAGAAUUAUGUCAAAUAUUGUAUCUAUGCUUGUAUUUGUUUUUUUCAUGGUUUAUUCUCCUUAUUUAUCAUUAAUCAUGAUUACUUUAUUUUUAUAUAACUACAGUCUCACACUCUCACAUCCACAAACUAAUUUGGUGGUACACUGGUACGGUCACCACGGUGGCGGUGUUGUGUAACUGCGUUAAGUUUUUUGGACAUCACUGUGCAAACUAUUAGAUUAAAUAAAUAUGGUGAUUGAUAAACCCUAAAUGUUAAUUAUAUAUAACAAUUAUUUUAUGAAUACGGACGGAUAGAGACAGAUAGAGACGGAUAGGUGUUGUUGCACAGACUAUGUAUAACACCUUCAUUGUACAUAGUCUUAUGGCCGAUAGGAGAAAGCAGCAACUCGAGAUACUAGUAUUAGGAAACACUCUUCUUAUCCUCACCUUUCACCGUUUUAACAUUAAUUUAAUCCCGAUUCCCGCGAUUAUAUGAUCUAAUCAAUGUGUUAGCUAGCUAACCAAAAUUCUGAAACAUAUAUUCCCCAUUAAACUUUUAUUCGGUCGGGUAGAUACGUGUCCACAAUGGUAGGGGUUAGAAAAUGGCUUCCGUUAUCUUAUAAGAUAGGUUUAACUAGUUACUAUAGUAUUAGUUAAUUAGUUUCCGCAGGGAAAGCGCGAGUGGAUCGCUACCAUGAUCGCCUAAUAGAUAUAGUAGCCAAAAAUAUAGUUUUAUGUGAACAAUGAUUUUUAAUUCGAUCAAUAGAAUGAAACGAACAGCAUAUAAACAUAUGGUUAACUCAUUAUCUUACUAUCAUUGAGAUCAUGAAAGAAAAUAAACUGAAACAUGGACAUAAAUAUAAAUAUGUGGAAGUGUUUUAAAGUGGAGAUACCGGGUCAUCAUGUAUCAAAAUAUCAAAUUCUUUCAUACACACAUAUUCUUUAAGCACUACAAUGAUCAUAUAGUUGAAGCUUAGAAUAGGUGAAGCAUCGCACUUUAGUUUGUAGUGAAGUUAGCAUUUCCUUCUGCUUGCUAUAGGAAUUAUCCAAUGAAGCUAGCAUGCUCCACGAUGUCUACUUAAUAUGAUUUUAUGGCACUUAAAAAUUUAUAGUUUCUGCAAAUGAUCUACAGUUUUUUUAAUCUAUUUUUUCUCAUCAGUAACUUUUAUGAAAACUAUAUUCUCGUAUAUGUGUGAUAAUUGUGUUUGGAUAAAUUCACUUGUAAGUAUAAUCUACGAGGGAUAUCAUUACAUAUAUAAACUAUAAAUUAAUUUGUUGUCGUAUUAAAUUAAAUGUUGGACAUUUUAUAUAUAGAUAUAUGUCGUGCUACAAGAAUGUUCUUACUUGCCGGAAUCCAAUCCGCAUAAUGAGGAAUCUGAAAAAAAAUAUUUUCUUAAAAGACUUCUCAAGUCAAUGCAAGUGCACAAAACAUAAACCAGCUGAAAUAUAAUUCCCCAUCAUAUCUUUAAGAAAUAAUGACGUAUAUAUAAGUUGUUUCCACAAACAGUUUGAUUCGAUCUAUUAUCUUUGAUCCGAUAUCAUCUAUGAAAACCGUAUGCAGACAUAAACAUUUUACUCUUGUCUAUUCAUACAUGCAUUACUAAUUCAAAGACUACUAUAAUAAAUUAUUAUUUACAUUCCAAGAAAAUUAAACUGAUUAUCAAAUUAUUUAUGUAUGAUAAAGUUAUUCAUCAAAAUAUAUAUGCUCGUUAUUGUGCUACAUUUUUUAUUAUAAUCAAUAUUAUAAUCUAGUAAUUAUUUAUUUAGGGUAACAAAGAUUUUAACCAGUUUAACUUUUAACGUAAAAACCCGAAUGCGAAAAAUCACUAAUAAUUUAAUCUAAUAAAUAAUAUAAUUAUUUGUUAAAAGUAAUAAAGACUUUAAUCAGAUUAACUUUCAAGAUGAAAACUCGAAUGCAAAAAACAAAGAUUUUAACCAGUUUAACUUUUAAUGUGAAAAUUCGAAUGCAAAAAAUCACUAAUAAUUUAAUCUAAUAAAUAAUACAAUUAUUCAUUAAAGGUAAUAAAGACUUUAAACAGUUUAACUAUUUAACGCGAGAACUCGAAUGCACAACAUAAAUUCGCAAUUAGUAGUAUAGAUAUAGGAUGUAUGAUUUUUUGCUUUUCUGCCUGUAUAUAUUUUUUAACAUCUCUUCUGCCUGUAUAAAUUACGAAACGUAAUAGUAAGGAAUUUGUUUUUUACUCGAUAGGACCCACGUAUCAAUGAUUCGUUCUUAUUCUAACUCUCGAACAUUAUAUAAAACCCUCCCCACUCCCUCUUCUUACUUCAAACUCAUCCAUCUUCAUCUCUUACUCUUAUAUACCAAACUAAGACCAUGAUUCCGGCGGAAAUCACCGGUUACUUCCAAUACCUAUCGCCGGAAGACCUAACUAUGAUCCCGGCGGAGUUCAACGUAAUAAACAUGCCCUCAUCUCCAACCUCUUCCUCUUCACUGAACUACCUAAACGAUCUCAUCAACAACAACAACUAUUCCUCAUCAUCCAACGGCCAAGAUCUCAUGUUGAGCAACAACUCAACUUCCGACGAAGAUUAUCAUCAUAAUCAUCGUCAGAGCAUCAUCAUACUCGACGAGAGGAAGCAGAGGAGGAUGCUUUCAAACAGAGAAUCCGCGAGGAGGUCAAGGAUGAGGAAACAAAGACAUCUCGAUGAACUCUGGUCUCAGGUGAUAAGGCUUCGCAACGAUAACAACUGUCUUAUCGAUAAGCUGAACAGCGUAUUGGAGACUCAAGAUAACGUAUUGAAGGAGAACUCUAAACUCAAAGAAGAAGCUUCUGAUCUCCGACGGCUUGUCUGUGACCUAAAAUCUAACAAAUACAACAGUUUUUAAGAGAGCUCGAAGAAGUUUAGUGUUUCUUCAAGUUGAAUCGGAGGGGCAGAGAUUUUGAGUUAUGGUUGGUUCUCGAAUAUAAAGUUGGUAACGAUCAUGUACCAUAUUGUAUUAUACUCUGAAUUUAAAAAACGUAAUACAGUUCUGGAGCAUAUUCUUGUUCUCUACUCUCUACUUUUUUGUAUAUAUAUAUAUCAAAUUCAAUACACAAACCAUAGCAUAUACAUACCGCUAGUAUAUUACUUUAGUAUAUAUCUGAUUGGUAUUCUGCACUUCCGAUUUUAAAUGAUUCAAUCCUCAAUUCCAUUAUUAUUUUUAUUUUCUACUUACCAUGAUUUAAUUAAAGUUUGUAAUAACAAAAUAUCAGAAGAUAAAUGAUGUUAUGUGAUUUUUGGGUUAAUUUAUUUCGCCUCAUGUCUUCAAUAUAUUGUCAUUUUCCCACUAAAAUAUGUUCUGUCACCACGUAACAGAAUCAGAAUCAAAUAUAUGUUAAUGAAACUUUAAAAACCUAUUUAAACUCAUCCACAUUCCCCAUAAAACAAUGUUUGAAGUAUAUAUUCUGAAACUUAUACUUUGAACCAGUAAGAGAUUUCUAGAAAUAAAUAAUGAAAGGCAAAAUAGUUAUCGGAAUUCGGAACUUAUAAUGUAAUUGUCUACAAUAAUUGCCGACAUAUCAUAAUAUGCAUGUGUGACUUGCAGAAAAAAAAUAGAUAAAAUGUAGAUCAGUUAUGACGCACUCUAUUAACAAUUUUCAGAGUUUGCUCGCCGCAUAAAUACACUUGCAGUGAACAUCAUUAAAAAUAUUUAUGACAAACAAGAACAAAAACAAAAGAUUGCGAAUAAUGGUGGCCACUUUUCUUUUUUAGGCAACUUGAUCAAGUUCUUAAUCAUGAGACUUUUUUUUAUUUUCUUGUAGCCAUUAUUAAAAAAUAUUUCAACCUUAAAGCAUAAUAGCAUAUCCCCCUCCCCCCCCCCCCCCCCCCCAGCGUGACAACCAAGAAUGAUUUCUUGACAAACCACCAAGAAUGAUUUCUUGCAUUUCACCUUGCGCCAUUCUUGAAUUUUACCUGGCGCAUUACUAUUAUGCAAUUUUUUUUUUUUGAACAACUACUAUUAUGCAAAUUUUGAGCAAUAAAUCGAUGUAUUAUUUAUUCUAAUUACUUUUGACCUACCUUUUUGUCGGUUUUUAACUUUUGGCCUACUUGAACAUACAUAUCGAUAGUAAUAGUCUUUUCUUAUGAACUGCAUCUAUUUUCAACCACAAGCUUCACAUUAUAUCUAUUGUCAGUAAUGCUAGUACCGACCAAUCUUAACCACAUAAAAAUAUAUCAUCCCCGGAAUCAAAGGUUAGGAUUGGUAAAGUUAUCUACAGAAAAUGAUUGAAUAAAACUAUUAGAGUAGUAUUUACGAAUCGGUUUUGAACCUAAGCACAGUAGACACCAUAGUCCUUCUAUUCACAACGCUUGCCAAUAUGAAAAUGCUUCCAAUGAAUUUUUUUUUGCUAUGAAAAAAAAAACAGAAUUGUAGAACAAUAUUAUGUCUCUAUCCCAAAGACUUUUUCAUUGGUUACAUCAAGUUGUAAUCCAUCACGCGCCCAAUAUAUGUUUUCUUGUCGUGCAUUUGUCCAAUAUCAGAAUUAUUCAAUUAGAUAUUUUUUUUUUGGGUGUAAAUGUUAAAUAUUCAAUUAGAUAUUGGUAAUUGCUUGAAGAAAGAUAUCGGUAAUUGCUGAAUAUAAUUAUUGAAUGACUAUAUAUACAGUAGAUGAGUGUAUCAAAACAUCCCUCUUAGACAUUAUUUUGAAAAAUGAUUUACUCAUGUGUCUUCCUUACAACUAUUCUAAGGGGGGAUUACUAGAAAAUGAAUUUGUAUAGAGUUUGUGAACUUUAAGAGUUGAUAGAUUUUAAGAUUGUGAAAAUUUAUAUACACUGACUUAUGAAAUUUGAUCAUAACUUUUUUAGAUUGACAUAGAUUUUCAUGAAUUUGUAUUACCUCUUUUCUGUAAUUAUUUUUGUAAAGUAAAUAUAUAAUUUAUUUAUUUUCUAAAUCAUAUAUAGCAUGCUUAUUUAUUUUUUUCUUUCAAAUUAAUAAUAAUGAUAUAUACAAAAUUGGGCAAUUCUCUUAAAUAGUUUCUUUUAAGCUUUUGUUACAAAAAGAACAUUUAAAGAGGAAAAUGACCAAAAUAAAAAGGUAAAAAACUAUUUUACCCAUUCCUUUAAAAUAAUAAAAAAUAAAAAAAAUAAAAUAUUUUUUUUUAAUUUUGAAUUAUAUGUCUUUAAAUUCAAACUUCUUAUAAAUUUUAAAUAAUUUAUUCUAUUUUUACAAAAAAAAUCUUUUUAAAUUCAAAAAAUGCUUUUUGAAACUAUUUAAAAAAAAAGUUUUUUUAAUAUAUAGAAAUAAAAUUAUAUAUUGAAAAAUGAUAAAAUAGUAUAAAAGUAUAUAUUCAAAAAGUAAAUGUAUAUAAAUGUAAUAAAUUAUA